AUGUCGACUCAGAUGUCUGCGAUGACAGAGGACGGUGACUGGGCCUGCCCCGAUGCAAAGCAAGGGCUGGCAGCACUGGGUGUCGGCCCCAUUGUGCUCGAUGAUGAUGCCAGCAUGGGAAGCCAGCGUGAGCCUGAUUCCGCUGGCGCUGGCUUCGCGAAGCAGGGCGCCGACGCCGAGCAAGCAGCGGCUGCUCCGCAGGUCGGCGCAGAGGGAAACUCAGCGGGCGAGGUCGAGCAAGGCGAUGCACCGCUGAGCCCUUGCACGACCAUGCUCUUGGAUCUGAUGGGCGAGGCCCCGAGGGCCGCGCAGGACGUGCAGCCGCCGACCAGCAUGGCGCGCGAGGUCGACAUCGAUCGCGGCGGCGAGGCUGAAAAAGAAGAUCCCGAUGAUGAAGAUGAGUGCCGUGCUCCUUCUGCGCUGGACCCCUUGGACACCAAGGACUCCGAGUCGGUGAAGGUGCCGACGCUGGAUGAGAAGUUAUGGAUGCGCGGGCCCAACGUCAUCGGCAAGGCGCCUCUUGACGUGCAGGUUGCAUGCAAGCAGUUGGAGUGGAGGACGUAUUCGCUCAGCAACCUUCGCACGUCGCUCUGCCAGUGGAGCCAGUGCGAAACCGACGAGAAGUUGGCGUCUGCGAUCCCUCACUUUCGACCUCUGCUGCUGCACCUGGAGCGCGUGGGCAAGGAACUUCAUCCACAGUUGGCAUUGGCGUUGGUGAAAGCAGUGUUCUACGAUACGUAUGCCAAGAACAAGUCGGUGGAGAACGCCAUGAACGAGGUGGGCAUCUCUGUUUUGAAGGAGGUUUCGCUGCUGAUGCAGUCGGUCAAAGACGAAGAGCCCACGAAGGACGUCAAGAAGUUCGAGAGCAUGGUUGGCAUGGACGCCAGCUUGGUUGACCACGUCGGUAGCAUGGUGAGCUCCGCCAUCGCAGAGCACCUCAAGCAAUGCGACGGCAUCGCCUCCAUGAGCAUCGCGACUCGCGAUGCAUACUCCAAGGAGUUCGACUUGAUCUGCAAGGCUUGGGGCGAGCUCUUCGACGACGAGUUGAAGACAUGCACGUUCUAUGACAUCGAGACUGCGCUCCCCAGCAUUGCAAUCAUCUUUCGGUCAGGGAUAAGCGACUACAGGAUGAAGCCAACUACGAUGGACGUGCGGUCAGCCAGGAAGUACGUUUCGCAGAUGAUCAAGACUAAGGUGCCCGCCGUCCCAUCAUCACUAUGUCAGCUGAUGGUAAGUGCGCAGGUUGGUGUGGGUAUGAUGGAGGUGUCCAGGCAGUUCGCUUCCGUGGGCAUCGAAGACGAUGCAGCAUCUCAGAGCUUCAAGGCUGCUUGCGACAACUUCGAGACUGACUUCGAAGAGGCCUUCACCGACAUGGAUGCGUUCAUCAAUGAGCCGUGCAUGGGUGGGAGGAUGGACUACAAGACUCUUCAUUUUCGCCUCGCGCCGCUUCGGAAUCUUGCUAGUGCCGCGCACAGGUCUUUAACCAAAUGGUCGCCUGCAGGUCUUCCUGACAAUAUUGAGCAGGUCACCCUGGCAUUCGUCAACACCAUGGAAAUCGUGAACCUUGGCGUCUUCGGGCUGGUGACGACGUUUCACAAGGAGUUGACGAAGGUACUGCUGAGCGCCAUGGAGAAUGCUACAGGCUGGCGGGCUGGAACAUUGAGGGUUGCAACCCUACAAGCCUGUGGCACCUCGGAGUGUUAUCAGACGCUGGCCGCAGCAAGUGCGGAUCAGCGUUUGCGAACACACCGAUAUGCCAUGGGACCCAGUGGAGUCGCAACCCUUGUGUUCCAACCUGCUGGACAGGGGCUGCGAGGGACAACGCGGGCGACGGCGAGGAACCCGACGGACGAGUGGCUCCGGCAGACGGAGAACCUGGCGAGGCAGUCGCAGCUUCGCCGGAGCAGGUCGAGGUCGCCGAAGCUACCACAGAUGGUGCCACCAGCAUCUUCCUUGGAUCUUGUGCCAAGGCUGGCAGAUAUCGAGGAGGACUGCUUGAAGUGCGUCAAGCUUCUGCAAUCCAUUGCGGGGAACGUGCAUGCGUGCAUCUCGACGGUUACGGACAAGAGGAGCGAUGACACCAUCACUGCGAUGAUCAAGGACGUCCCGUGCCCAGGCGACGCUAUCUCCCGCACCGACGACAACUGGUGCAUCUUCAUAACUUUAAUUACUUAUCUCAGAGAGUUCGACAACAUCCAAAGUAUCCUCAAGAACCAUGUGGCCACACAGCAGCUGUUCGAUCAUAUUAUGGGUGUGCCGACUGACCAGGACGCCGUGGUGAAAUUUUGCCAAUCCCACCACAAAUUCGAGAACAAGUUCGAAACCAUGAAGUUCGUGUGUGACGGAUCCGCUGCCUACGACGAGGACGUCUACAGCAGCAUCUGGAGCGCGAUUACGACAUUCAAGAGCCAGUACGCCGACGUCGCCUACAAGCAGAUCGCGGACAUGUUCAUGAGGCCCUCAAUCGUUGAGGACAUCGCCUUCUCAGACUUGAUGGUCGGUGCAGUCCAAGAGGACCUGAUGGAAGAUAUUCAGCCAUCAGACUUGCUGCGUCGGCUGGUUCGCGAGCCAGACAUCUCUGUGAGACCUCCCGAAGCAUUGGAGGCAAUUCUUGAUGUGACUACCUCGAUUGAUGCGAUGGCGUUAGACGUUCUUCCUCACAACAAGUCGUUGGGAGCUUUGGUCCUAUUCUCGGAGGCAACUUCUUUGGCCAAGGUAGACACAUGCGGGACCAUCACAAAUGAUACGGAGGAGAAGCAGGACUCGAAUGCGCCCAUGAAGUAUGCCACCCCCGCUUUCGCCCUCAUGUGCGCCUUGAAGGACGUCGUGUUGGUACCCACGUACCUUCGCCAUGAAUUACUCCUACAGCCAACAGUCGUCAGCGACAUCAACACAUCCACCCUCGCUGGCGACUGGGCCAAUGCGAUCAAGAUUCUCGCUGAGAGCUUGGUGAGGCGGCGCGAACUCGUUCAGGAUAAAGACCUACUGGAUGCAGAGCGUAAUGGAUGGAUGCUUCCGGUUACCUUGGCGUCAGUGAUCUCAUGGUCGCAGCAGGCUGCUUCAUUCAGCAGGAUGGCGCGCGAUGCCUUCAUGAAGAAGUGGAUGGUGUUCCUUGGCUCAGUCACCGAGAAGGUCCAGAAGGCAGUUCCGCACUGGGAGGCUGCCUUCCCUGAUGCUUGCUUCGACCUGACCAUGGCACUGGCAGUAUUUGAAGACAAGCUGAACACUGCCGUGGACAACUACAACCUGCUUUUCCCCGUGCUCAGCGACCUUCAGAAGGCGGCGUUCUGCAUUGACUUGAGCCCAGGGUUGCAGGUGAACGAGGUGACGAAGUCAGGGGUCGCGAUUGCAACCACAUGCUUGAAGCGGUGCCACCAAAACACCAUCAUGAUCCAGGGCGCGCAGCUCAUGAAGACCUCCGGGAACGGCCCGCCAAGCCCAAAGAAUGCAAUGGAGUUCACCGCCAAGCACAAGAGCGUGAGCGGAUCGAUCCCGCAAUCGUUCUGGGACGAGCUCCAGCUCGUUGCCGACGGAGCUGGUGCGCCGUCGGCGAUCCAGGACGCGCCAAAGGGCAGCUUCGCACGCUCAUCGAGCAAGGCGUCGCUCGAGACGCCGACGGCCAAGAAGUGUCGUGUUUGUUCGGACACGUCGUCGACGGGACCGCCUGCUCUGAGUUCCACACCUGCUGCGGCCUCGAGCGUGAGCACGCCCGAGCCAGGCGCGCCGCAUGCCGAGGAGCCUGCUAGCUUGGCGUCGGUGGAGGCCACCGCAAAGCCCAAGAAGCGCAAGAUGACGGCUCUGCGCAGUUUCAAGAAGUAG
Prorocentrum cordatum is the source of this 3819-nucleotide messenger RNA. NCBI's taxonomy places the organism in Eukaryota, Dinophyceae, Prorocentrales, Prorocentraceae. The record is from the annotation of a GenBank genome assembly.